GCAGGGGUAUGAGCAGCGGGUCCUCGGACGAGUGUUGUACCCCGGGGUGCAAUGCACCAUACUACUUGGUCCAGCACAACGGCCUCUGCACAGACUGCAACCUUCGCGGUGGCCGCGCUACCUCGUCGCGAAGCUCGUCGUCGACGUCAAGCGGCGGACAGCAGACGGGCUCCUCGUUCUCGGGCGAGCUGACGGAUACCUCGUCGUCCGAGGCACCCGCCCGCCGCCGUGGACGCAAGACAGACUCGAGCUCAGCCACAGAGGCACGCCCUAGCCUUGCCGCCCAGGACUCGCUUGCGCAGCUCUUGGACAAGGGUGCGUUCAAGCACGGAACGAGCCAUGAAGAGUAUGUCCGUAUGGUCGCCGCCCGCCUCCACCACAAGUGGCGCCUCAACCGCAUGCAGCCCGAUGGCUCUUUCCUGCCCAGACCGAAGCUUGUGGACGAUGUAGAGUAUGACAUUGCCAACUUGGACUACGACGAACUGCCGGAACGGUACAAGCACGAGAACAGGGAGGCGGCGCGGGUGGCGUGCGAGUCGGUCAAGGCUGUCAUGGGCUCAUCAAAAUCGGCGCGGGCCAUCAAGGACAAUCUCAAUGACGACUUUAUCAACAAGGCUGCCGAUGCCCAGCAUGUGGCAUGGAUCGAGCGUAACCGCGAAACUGCAGACCCCUCCCUCCUUGUGCCCUACGACGAGCUUCCUGAAGAUGAGAAGGAGAAGGACCGUCUCAUUGUCCGCGAAGCCAUCCGCCUUUACCGGCUGUGGUGCAUCCGCUCGCCGUCGCAUGUCCAGGCCUGGCCUGGCAUCGGCGCUGCGCAAUGAAGCUCAACCAAAUGCG
This is a messenger RNA of Thecamonas trahens ATCC 50062, 837 nucleotides long. RefSeq lists its product as uncharacterized. The transcript is spliced from 2 exons. The record is from RefSeq and is a predicted model, not a curated record. Bases 9 to 821 code for a protein of 270 amino acids. NCBI's taxonomy places the organism in Eukaryota, Apusomonadida, Apusomonadidae.